UUUGAUGGACAGUGCACAUGCAAGAACGGAUUUGGAGGACGUCGUUGUGAUCAGUGUCAGACACCUUACUGGGGUGAUCCGAACAAACAAUGUUUCCAUUGCGAGUGUAAUCCAGAGGGUUCUGCCAGCAUGCAGUGUGAUCAAAAGACUGGCCAUUGUGUCUGUGUACUGGGCAUCGGAGGUCCCAAAUGCGAUCAGUGCGCUCGAGGUUUCCUGGGGCAGAUGCCAUAUUGUUCACUUGCGGAGAAUGUUUCAAUAA
Molecule: messenger RNA, 259 nt
Organism: Ilex paraguariensis (yerba mate)
Lineage: Eukaryota; Viridiplantae; Streptophyta; Magnoliopsida; Aquifoliales; Aquifoliaceae
Source: the annotation of a GenBank genome assembly